Molecule: messenger RNA, 1182 nt
Organism: Epinephelus lanceolatus (giant grouper)
Lineage: Eukaryota; Metazoa; Chordata; Actinopteri; Perciformes; Serranidae
Product: putative transmembrane protein 244
Source: RefSeq, a predicted model, not a curated record
UUGACUCCGGUUAGGCAGAAAACAUUAAAGUACCCCUGACUGCACGUUCAGGUGUUAGCUAACAGGUACAAGGAGAGGAAAGUCUUUAUUUGAGCCAACAAAGGCCGCCCUGAUACGAGGUGAAAUGAGUUCAGUGUUGUAGAAGCGGCGGCGCUGGUUUUGUGUCCCGUGUUUGUCGCUAGAUGGCGGAAGAAGUCCAGUUUUCCGGGGGAUUAACGGGGUCGUGCACCGUGCUGCAGCAGCCUGGAUUAUUUUGUAAUGUAACAUCAAGGAAAAACAAUGAGAUGGCAUUCAAAAGCAAAGCGGUCGACUCGAAGACCGUGCUCUUCAACCUGCUGCUGUGUCUGCUCAUAUUUUACUCGCUUUUCUACAUGAUUGGGAGUGUGUGCUUCGGAGCCUUCAGGUUGGAUCACUUUGACGGACUGAUCCCAUUUGACUUUAAGACCGAACCUGCUGAGUCCAACUCCAAAUACUUGGUGAACCUCCUGUCCUUGGAGCUCACCUACUUUUGCAGCGGCCUUUUGUUUGCCGCAGUGGUGAGGAGGCGGGUGUGGGACUACGCCCUCACUGUCACACUACUGCAUGUAAUGAUCACCAGUGUAGUGAUGUUGGAGUUUCCCAUGGUGUGGCAGUGGUGGCUGGCUUUAGGCAGCGGCUUGUUUCUGAUGAUCUGCAACGGUCAGCUUAUAGCUUACUUCACCUGCCAGAGUGACCAGAGCUACGCCUCCUUCAGCAUCUACUGACAGACAGGAAGCUCCUCUUUGUAUAAACUGUUUCAUAAACAGUCUUGUGAAGUGAGGUGGAAAGGAUCAGACCAGAUGCUCUCAUCCUGGAGACAUCCAUUAGAUUCUCCACGGUGAUGGACUUUUUCUGUACACUAAAAAAAGACACCAUUUCCUCACCAUCAUACAUAAAGUCAGAGCUGGGUCCAAUUUGUGUUUCAGGGUUGUCAACAGACUGGCAUCCUAUUGUUUUUAUGUAAAUGCCACAAGGAGAUGUAUUUUGCUUGUGAUGCACAAUGCCUCUGUCACUGCAGGGUUUUAAGGCACCCUGUGAAGUAUUUUCAGUACCUUUGUAAACUGUGAAUUUAACAGCAAAACGGGAAAGUUGCAAUACAUGCUUGUUGUACAUAUUUAAAGAUAUAAAUGUAAAGUGCAUAAACAAUAAAGCUGCUUCAGAUUG